GACGUGACUGUCUCUGAUGGGAUGUGACUGUCUCUGAUGGGAUGUGACUGUCUCUUUUUCGACUUCAGUGAUAGAAUGUGCCUGUAUCUAUCUAAAGUCUUAAGUUUUCGGAUUUACAAGGCGGGUACCUGUCUCUAUUCAAAGUACACUCUUUCGAAUUCACAUAGGAUAGGACAGCAUAGGAUCUGAAAGUCUUUUUACAGCCUAAUUUUCCGAUUUUACAGUGAUAGGAUGUGACUGCCUCUAUUCCAAGGGACUUUCCAAGGAUCAACUCAACACUGUGAACCACCAAAAUAUCGUGCGUGGAAAAAAAAAUUUCACGAUAUUUGUCCUGACACCCAUAUUACGAUAUACCUUUCAGUUUUUUCGAUUUUUGAUUUCGCACGUCCCGAAAUCCGUAGAAAGAAAAAUACGAAAUCUUUUGAUUUACAGUGGUAGGCCAUAGCUGCUUGAAAUCACUGCGUAAUGCUCAAAAGUGACAUCGUGAAUCGUAUGUAGCCCGCUCUUUGGAAAUGAUUUGAUCGUUUAUGUGAAAACAUGAGCUUUAUAUAAUUGGGGCCUUAAUAAACUGUAAAAGACGCUUAAACAGUCAAAGAAACGUGUUUUGCUGGGACACUUUGACGGACGCAUUUUGACUAACUCCUUUGAGAAUGCAUUUUGACGACAUCCUGAUCCAGCUGGGCGAGCUUGGGAAAUAUCAAAUCAUCUUGGUAUGUUUGCUUAAUUAUGCUGGGAUCCUCAUCGGCAUGACCUCACUGAGUAUGGUAUUCACUCUUGGCAUAGAAGACUUCAGAUGCGCCGUCCCAGAUGUAGCAAAUGGCACCUACCUCGUCAAGGAUGAGGCUCACGCUGCUCUGGUCAACGCAACAAUUCCACAAGGGUCCAAAUGCACAGUGUACGAUGGUGGGGUGAAUGGUACUGAGGCGAAGGAGAGGGCGUGUUCAAGAUGGGUGUAUGAGGAGAACUUAUAUCGGCCAUCAGCGGUCAUGGAGUUUAAUUUGGUGUGUGACAAGGCAAUCUUUCGGACCUUCGGAAGCACCGCCCUUAUUGUCGGGAUGUUGUUGGGCGCUAUCGUUGGUGGCAAAGUAUCUGACAGGUUCGGCAGAAAGAUUACUGUGAUUUUGAGCAUCGCAUCACAGGCCGUAGCUGUUCUUGUUAUUGCCUUCGCUCCCGACAUCUACACAUUCAUGGUGUUCAGGUGUGUCCUCGGAGGAUCCAACCUGGCCUUGUAUGGAUCAUCGUUCACUCUGAUCACGGAAAUGGUAGGACCAAGUAAGCGAGUGUAUGCUGCGCUGUUGGCAGCCAUCAGUUUCGCGGUGGGAGGCAUGUUGCUGACACCGCUCGCAUUCUUCUACCGAAAUUGGCGACAUCUGACACUUGCUACAGUGGCCCCAAGUGUUCUGUUAAUACCGUAUUGGUGGCUCAUACCGGAGUCCCCAAGAUGGCUGCUAAGUCGCGGCAGAAACGAGGAGGCGGAGAAGAUUCUACGCCAGAUGGCAAAGUUGAAUAGGCGCCCCCUCUCGGAUGUCAUGCUUAAAUCCAUUCAACCCAGCGAGGACCGUGUCAAGAGAGAGUCAUUUAUGAAGAUGCUGAAGCAGGGGAAACUGUUAGCAAGGCUUGCAAUAGUUUGCCUCUCAUGGGCCUCAGUGUCGGCCGGCUAUUAUGGCCUGCAUCUCUAUUCUGGCAGCAUGGUGGGAGAUUUCUACGUCAACUUCACUGUAGGGGUAUUCAUGGAUAUACCAGCAACAUUCUAUACCAUGUUCACCCCGACGAAGUUUGGUAGGAAAGCACCCCAUGUGCUUGCCCUCCUGGUUGCGGGCCUGGCCUGUGUUGCAAGCAUGUUUGUCAUCUUGUAUGGGCACAAUAGUGUCCUCUCCUGGCUGCCAACAACACUAGCUACAAUUGGUAAAUUCGGCAUCUCUGCAGCAUUUGGCUCCGCCUACCUCUACUCAGCUGAAUUGUUCCCAACAUCCGUGAGAAACCUUUCCAUUGGUAUCUCAUCCAUGUUCGCAAGGCUCGUCACCAUCGCGGCUCCUUUCUUGGCAGAUCUGGGUUCGCUCAUCCCAGGGCCAUUCUCCAAGGUGCUGCCAUUAGUGGUCUUUGGCUCCAUCCUGAUACUGGCCGGGAUAUCCAGUCUGUUUUUACCCGAGACUCAUGGGAAGCCUCUUCCAGAGACUAUCGAACAGGCACUUCACUGGGGCCGGGGGAGGUACAGGCGAAAAUCAUCACAGAAAUUGGAAAUGACCGAGAAACUUCGGGAGAAUGGAGAAGGUCAUCGACUGGAGAGCUUCAUCGAGGAUGAUGAGGAGGAUAGCACUGCAUGAAACGAAGGAGAUCCAGUCUGGGAUUCCAAGGGUUUAGCUUAGUUCCAAAGCUCCCGGGCCGGGAUUCCAGUACAGUAUGUAGUUUAAUCUAGCCGGAUUCCAGUAGUUUCCUGAAGAGGAUUGUUAAUUACAUAUCAAACUAAUGCAAGUUAUAUUAUAUUGAAUAAAAUGC
Lineus longissimus is the source of this 2496-nucleotide messenger RNA. RefSeq names its product organic cation transporter protein-like. Bases 651 to 2324 code for a protein of 557 amino acids. Gene Ontology annotation, biological process: transmembrane transport. The record is from RefSeq and is a predicted model, not a curated record. Lineage: Eukaryota; Metazoa; Nemertea; Pilidiophora; Heteronemertea; Lineidae. Gene Ontology annotation, cellular component: membrane. Gene Ontology annotation, molecular function: transmembrane transporter activity. The transcript is spliced from 10 exons.